UGUCAGUUGAUCUGUGUACUUUUGACUUUCACUUAAAUGGACUUUAUAGCAGAAUUCUGCCUAAAAACUUUACAUUUAAUUUAAAAGGUUACCGAUAAAUGGUACGCACGCACAUAGAGCAUGACUGCUGACUAAUUGUGAAUAAGCACCAUGUGUCUUAAAACUCGGCGUAUAUCACCCACCAAGCAGCAUCUCAGAAAUCCUAGCAGAAUGUUUCAUUCACUUUGUUAAUCCCCGCCCGCCGGUGCUGUCCGGCGUCAAACACCACAAGCUGGAAGAGGAAGCGGUGAGAUGUGUGGUAUCUGGGCUUUGUUUGGCAGCGAUGAGUGCCUGUCGGUUCAGUGCACUUGUGCCAUGAAGAUUGCUCACAGGGGCCCUGAUGCCUUCCGCUUUGAGAAUGUCAACGGCUUCACCAACUGCUGCUUUGGCUUCCACCGGCUGGCUAUUGUGGACCAGCUGUACGGCAUGCAGCCCUUACGCAUCAAGAAGUUUCCUUUCCUCUGGCUCUGCUACAAUGGAGAAAUUUACAACCACCACACGCUGAGGAAGCAGUUUGAGUUUGAUCACCAGACCAAAGUGGACGGUGAGAUCUUACUCCACUUGUACGAUCGUUUUGGCAUCAAGAAGAUGGCCUCUCUGCUGGAUGGUGUGUUUGCCUUCAUUCUGCUGGACACUGCCAACAGAAAGGUCUUUUUGGGGAGGGAUACGUACGGUGUCCGGCCUUUGUUCAAACUCCUGACAGAUGACGGCUUCCUUGCAGUCUGCUCAGAGGCGAAAGGGCUUACGGACAUUACCCAUGCAAUGGCCACCCCAGCCAGCAUUGUCCCUUUUCUUCCUGGGCACUUUGAGGCCUUUGAUUUGAAGCAGAAUGGCAAAGUUCAGUCUGUUCAGAUGGAGCAGUUUCACUGCUGCACACAGGAGCCUGUUCAUGCUGUCUAUGACACUUUGGAGAGACUACCAACAAGGUCUGAUGAGGAAACGGUGAAAAGCAACAUCAGAACCCUGUUUGAGAAUGCUGUGAAGAAACGUCUGAUGGCUCAAAGGAGAAUUGGUUGUCUUCUCUCAGGUGGUCUGGACUCCAGUUUGGUUGCUGCUACACUGGUGAAACUGGCCAAAGAGGAGAAGCUGCAGUAUCCCAUCCAGACGUUUUCAAUCGGGUCAGAGGACAGUCCAGACAUCAUUGCUGCUCGCACGGUUGCAGCUCACAUUGGCAGUGAACACCACGAGGUGAACUUCACUGCAGAGGAAGGUAUCCAAGCAGUAGAGGAUGUCAUCUUCCACCUGGAAACUUAUGACAUCACUACCAUCCGUGCCUCUGUUGGGAUGUACUUGGUUUCAAAGCACAUCAGGGAGAAGACCGACAGUGUGGUGAUCUUUUCUGGAGAGGGUUCGGAUGAGCUCACUCAGGGAUACAUUUACUUCCACAAGGCUCCCAAUCCCAAAGCAGCAGCGGAGGACAGCGUUCGACUGAUGAAGGAACUCUACCUGUUCGAUGUUCUCCGAGCUGAUCGCACCACCGCUGCACAUGGCCUGGAACUCAGAGUGCCGUUCCUGGACCACAGAUUCACAGCAUACUACCUCUCCCUGCCAGAGGAGAUGAGGACUCCUAAGCACGGAGUGGAGAAGCACCUUCUGAGGGAAUCUUUCAAAGGUCUCAACUUGAUCCCUGAUGAGAUUCUGUGGAGGCGCAAAGAGGCUUUCAGUGACGGCAUGAUGUCUGUGAAGAAGUCCUGGUACACCUGCCUGCAGGAGCAUCUAGAGUCUAUGGUGAACGAUGACCAGAUGGAGAAGGCUCACAAGACAUUCCCUCACAACCCUCCGUGCACCAAAGAGGCCUACUACUUCAGACAGGUGUUUGAGAAGCACUAUCCAGGCCGGGCUGAGUGGCUCCCCCAUUACUGGAUGCCACGCUGGAUCAACGCCACGGACCCAUCAGCCCGGACCCUGUCCAUUUAUAAACCUGAUAAAGACCAGUGAUUGGCUGGAGAAGAGUCACUCAUUAAUGCGUUAGCGGUCUUUCUAUUGUGUCACACUGAGCUGUACUUUGUUGAUCAAAUUUAACUCACUAGGAAUUAUUUUGUAUUUACCGUACAUGACGUUUGUCAGAUUCUCUGAUCUCACAGCACGAAAGCCUGUGUGCUAACCAAAACAAUGCAUCCAAGAUGAAAACAUUAUAGUUAGACCUAUUUAAUUGAACCUAAUUAGGAAAUGUAAGUGCUUUACUACGGAAGCCGAGAAAGGCCACACUAUCAAAUAUUUCCUUAGUAAUUCUGACGAGCUGAUGAGGACUGAUCUGAAAAUCAUCUUGUAUGAAAAGACAGUGUGAUAUCUGCCCUUAACUGAAAUAUUCCCCAACGCGUUGAUCAAUGAACAUUUUCACUUCACAGCUCUAGAAGUUGUGAUCCGCAUACUGGCUUGGCACAUCUGAUCUCAUUACAAUGAGAAAAGGAGCUGUGUUAUCUCCAGAUAACAGGAUAAUUAUCUCCUUUUCUCGGGAUAACAAAACAUUGUUUUUUCCUGAUAACAUCUUGUUAUCUCGGGAUAACGAGCUUUGUUAUCUUUAGAUAACAGGAUAAAAGAUUAUUUGCAUGUAUGGCCUUUCUCAUCUUCCGUUCUAUGAUGUAAAAUGUGCAUUUUAUUUUAUUAGUUAAAUAUUGCUUAUUAGAAGUUCUGCUUCAGUUUUCUAACAGUUGUUGCUCUUAAUUCUCUUUAGAUUCCAACUAU
This is a messenger RNA of Seriola dumerili (greater amberjack), 2724 nucleotides long. It is a transcript of the gene asns, whose product is annotated as asparagine synthetase (glutamine-hydrolyzing). The transcript has 12 exons. Lineage: Eukaryota; Metazoa; Chordata; Actinopteri; Carangiformes; Carangidae. The record is from RefSeq and is a predicted model, not a curated record. Bases 292 to 1977 code for a protein of 561 amino acids. Gene Ontology annotation, cellular component: cytosol. Gene Ontology annotation, molecular function: asparagine synthase (glutamine-hydrolyzing) activity.